UGAAUCAUGCCAUGGAAUCUGGCCCAGUGAGAAGAGCCUCGCUAUUGGAUUAGCCCGGCCUGAGCCAGGUGACGGAGCAAUCUCCCACCCGCCUAUAACCCUCACACACGCACUAUUAACUCUCAAACGCAACAGGGGCCCAGUGACAGACAGCUGCCAGCAUUCGUGACUCGCGACCUGGCCUUCUGCUGCGGCUUGGCCACCACCACUCAGCGAGAGACAGAGGAGAACUACAUAGAGGAAAACAUGGUGACAGUGGAGAAUCCCUUUGUUCAGCCAGCAGCCUGCAAACACACGGGCACUGCGGCUGGCCACCUGAAGUCCGGGGAUCCACGCACCAGCCUGCGCUGCUACCUGCUGCUGAAAUACCUGCAGGUACUGGUGCUGCCGGAGGCGAGCGAGCUGGUGCUCCUGGUGGGGGCGUUGGCCAGCGCACACGCGGCCCUGCUCCUCAGCUCCCCCCGCAUCUCCUGGAAGGCCUCCAACGUGCUACUGGGCCAGCUGGUCCUGACCGACGUGCUCUUGCCACUGCGCUGGGGUUUGGAGGCUCUGGGUGUGUGGUGGGGGGACGAGGUGGCCGGCGCGCUGGCGCAGCGGCUGCUGGGAGCCCAGCGCCAAGCCAGCUCGCUGUUCCUCAGCUGCCUGAGCCUGGAGGUGGUGUUGAUGAGGUGGUGGGCGGAGGAGACGCGGCGGCUGCGUACGGUCCACCACGCCCGCAUACUGUGCGGCGCUGUCUGGGCGCUGACUCUGGGGGAGCUGCUGCUAUUCCAGGCCUUUGCCCACAGCCCGCUCCCAGUCCAGGAACCGGUGCUGAAGGCUUGCCUGCUGGCUGUAUCUGUGCUGUGCAGUUUCACCCGCUGCCUCAAGGGGGCGUUGUGGCUGGCCGACACAUGGGUCUACUACACGAUCUUCUGCAACAGCACCCAAUGCAGAAAGAGCUUCCUUCGCUAGCAGUGUCAGGCUCACGCUAACAGGUACCCUGUGAGACGCCCACCAGCUGUUCCACUCCCCCUUCUCUCUUUAAAAGAAUUGCCUCCAUUUAAUUCCUUUAUUUAAUUAUGUCCAUUAUUAUCAGUUGGCUGACUCUCUGUUCUUAGCAUUUCCCAGCGGGUGAACGUCAGUUUGACGGAAAGCUGCGUGGUCAUCUCGGAGCUGCAGCCUGCAUUCCCUUUGCGCUCCAUCGACUGCUUUCAGAACGUGGCAGAUUUUUGUUUAUUUUUUAAUUUUUAAAAAAUUCAUUUUCUGUCCCUUCGAGGGUGCACC
Molecule: messenger RNA, 1263 nt
Organism: Brienomyrus brachyistius
Lineage: Eukaryota; Metazoa; Chordata; Actinopteri; Osteoglossiformes; Mormyridae
Exons: 2
Coding region: 247-951 (234 amino acids)
Source: RefSeq, a predicted model, not a curated record